GGUACUUUGUUCGAAUUGUCACUACUCCAAAUAACAAUACCUCAAUAUUAACUCAAUCCAGAACUAAAACGAACUGUCAUGAUAUAGAAAACAAUAAUGAACAAGAUUUCUAAAUAAUUUUAUGCUCUCUUGAAAUUGAUCAUAUUAUCCGAACGCCUAUUGUUAUAUUUGCUAACACUUGAGAAGUUUGUCAAUCAAGGGGCUAGAGUAAAAUAAUUUAUUACCACUGGAUUAUUAGUUACACUUUAAUCGUCAUGAGUCAGAGCAGGUCAACGAUUGGUGGAGAAAGCAGAACAUCAAGUGAAAGCAGGCCAGGCACCACAGCUAGUCGCAGUGAAACUGUCAGAUCUAACAGAGCUGCAACUGAUGACGAGUAUGACUACCUGUUCAAAAUUGUUCUGGUUGGGGAUUCCGGAGUAGGUAAGAGCAACCUGCUGGCCCGCUUUGCCAGGAACGAGUUCAAUCUGGACUCCAGAAGCACAAUUGGGGUUGAGUUUGCAACCAAGUCAGUCACGGUGGACAACAAAAUCAUCAAAGCCCAAAUUUGGGAUACAGCCGGGCAAGAAAGGUACCGUGUGAUCAGCAGUGCCUACUAUCGCAACUCGGUCGGAGCAGUUUUGGUGUAUGACAUCACGAAGCAGGAGUCCUUCCAGCAGCUUGAGAAGUGGAAGAAGGAGAUCAAUGACUUCGCGCCCACACUCUGCAAGACUAUCCUAGUCGGCAACAAAUCCGACUUGGCCCACCUUCGAAGCGUACCAACUGAAGACGCCGAAGACUUUGCAGGUCAACAUCAGAUGGCCCUCGUAGAAACAAGUGCCCUGAAGUCCACCAACGUAGCCACAUUAUUCCAGACACUCAUCCAUGAUAUUUAUGAAGUGGUGAAGAAAACAGACGGGGCAGGGGGCCCUCAGGUAAAGAUCACGAGGGCCGACAACUCCAAAGGAGGAUCCCAGAUUGUACCAGAGAAGAGCCCGAAGUCCGGAUGUAGUUGCUGAUCCAUUUCAAAGUGUCAAUUUUUUUUACAUAUAUCUUUCUGCUAUUUUAAAAAAAUAUAUUAAAUUUUCCAAGUUUGAGAUUUUUUAAUAAUGUUUUUCAGCUCAUUUUCUUUUUG
Symsagittifera roscoffensis is the source of this 1111-nucleotide messenger RNA. RefSeq names its product ras-related protein Rab-11A-like. The coding region runs from base 255 to 995 and encodes 246 amino acids. The record is from RefSeq and is a predicted model, not a curated record. Gene Ontology annotation, cellular component: endosome. Gene Ontology annotation, molecular function: GTPase activity; GTP binding. Lineage: Eukaryota; Metazoa; Xenacoelomorpha; Acoela; Convolutidae. Gene Ontology annotation, biological process: vesicle-mediated transport. The transcript is spliced from 6 exons.